This is a messenger RNA of Pomacea canaliculata, 837 nucleotides long. RefSeq lists its product as uncharacterized. NCBI's taxonomy places the organism in Eukaryota, Metazoa, Mollusca, Gastropoda, Architaenioglossa, Ampullariidae. The coding region runs from base 361 to 837 and encodes 158 amino acids. The record is from RefSeq and is a predicted model, not a curated record. The transcript is spliced from 6 exons.
AGAAAAAGAAACAAAACCAAAAACUGGUUAUUUAGAAAAGUAAAAUUAAGAAAUAAAAUCAUACAAAUAGAUAAAACAUGUAUAAUAUCACCAAGAAGAAUUAAUGUCAAAGCUAAUGAAAACGAGAACCCCACUAAUACGUGUCUCCCUGUUGGGAGCUCUUCCAUUAGUCUCGGUGCGUCCACGUGUGUGUACUCGAUUAUUAACUUCGUCAUAAGCAGUUGCUUUCUUACUUUACAAUGGAACCAGUUGUCAGAAGAACUACGUCUUUCAAUGUGUUCUGCAGUGAAAAGCUGAAGGCCAACCCACAAGGGGGCUUUCAAGCUGUUGAAUGGGGCAAUCAGUGGAGGCAACUUACAGAUGCCUCCAAAAAACGAGUAUGCAGGUAAAGCGCUGGCUGCAAGGAAUAAAAAGAUUGAUAUAAAAGCAAUCAUCAAAAACAUCCAUUCCAUGUUUUUACUGUUGAAGGAAAAUGAAGAAGAAGUAAAAAAAAGUGGAGUAGAGGGCCUCUGCCUUAUAACGUCAAAGAACUGUAAUAUUCAUUUUACUGAAUUUGGAAAUAUGAAGGGUCUCAGCCAGACCCCACAAAUAUGCAACCUCAUUACGGCAUAUUCAAAUAUGGAAAAUCUGGGACUUGUGAAGCGGGGAAGCAUCCAGGAUUUGAGAGAAAAAGUAAUGGCUAAAAUGUCCAAAAUUGCAAAAGCACAACUUGGUCUGAGCCUAUUCCCUUAUGAAAGGGCCAGAAAGGGGAAAUCAUCAUCCAUGGAAUUCCCCUUCCUUAAUGCCCUUGCAGCCACCUGGAAAGCUGGCCACAAAGGAGCUUCAAAAAAUCCUUGA